Messenger RNA from Ostrinia furnacalis (Asian corn borer), 1133 nucleotides. RefSeq lists its product as uncharacterized. Bases 36 to 500 code for a protein of 154 amino acids. NCBI's taxonomy places the organism in Eukaryota, Metazoa, Arthropoda, Insecta, Lepidoptera, Crambidae. The record is from RefSeq and is a predicted model, not a curated record. The transcript has 3 exons.
UAUUACACCACGCGCGCGUCAGUCGAUCCUCAACCAUGGAGUACCUAAUGCUGUUCCUGCCGUUCUUGAUGCUAUGCAUCCUCUACACUGUCACCUGCACCAUUCUGCACUGCUGCGAGAUGUUCAGGCAAAAGACGCGGAGUACGCAGCAGAGGCGAAUGUAUGCAGGCAACCGGGCGCGGCAGCUGUCCAUGCAGGGCGAGCCCACCAUCUACGUCAGCCCGGCCAACCUGCCGCCUCCUCCCAAAUAUGAAGCCAUGGCGCCGCCAAGCUACGACGAGGUCAUGGGCAUCCAGUACCCUGGCUAUCAAUCAGGCCAGCAGCCCAUCACACAGCCAAUCACCCACGCCAUGGCCCAUGGCUCGUCCACAGACAUACCCGGAGUCCACACCGUCAACACCACGAAUACCCCAAGAAGUAAUGAGAUAGCAACCGAUGCGCCCGCGGUCGUUACGGUCACGAACGAACAGAGAAGGACAUCGAUAGCUGUUAGAGCGUGAUAGUGCUACAGCGGGUUCACACGUUUGCCUCAACAUUUUCGUAUGCUACCCACACUUUUUAGUAUACGAAAACGACGGUACUACCGAAUCGGAUAACUUAAAAAUGUAUUGUGAAUACGUUUUUUUGUCAUAAAGUGAAUUCGAUUCGGUAAAACCGGAAUAGUGUGAACGUGCUGUUAUAAUAACGUUAUUUUAAGUCUUCCAAUAGUGUUGAUAACGUUACACGUUACCUAGUCGUGAACUGCUUUUGUGAUACAUUCCUAAAUACAACACUACCGUUACUGUUAUUUGGUAAUAGUUAUACAGCCAUAUUAUUAAUAAAAAUGCAUUUUUCUUGUAUAAAUUAAUGGGAUAAAGUAGAAAAAUCAUAUGUUGUGAACAAUGAGAUCUACGUUAUAAAAAUGUUACUACGGUACAUUGAAAACAAAGCAGUAUUUAUUUUUUUACCUCAUAUAAUCCGUCUUUAAAAGGACGCAAGACUGAUUAUUAUGGUUUGGUAAAGAGUGUAUGGUAUUUAAAAAUAACAAUCGAACAAUACGAAGGCGUAUUGAAGUCAGCCACUGGUGGCUACCUGUGUAUAUUUUGUAUAAAGUUAUAGGUAUUCAAUUAUAUUUUAUUAUUUGUUAAGUAAAA